This is a messenger RNA of Syzygium oleosum, 2396 nucleotides long. RefSeq lists its product as uncharacterized. The transcript is spliced from 2 exons. The record is from RefSeq and is a predicted model, not a curated record. The coding region runs from base 158 to 2230 and encodes 690 amino acids. Lineage: Eukaryota; Viridiplantae; Streptophyta; Magnoliopsida; Myrtales; Myrtaceae.
UAUAAAGAGUGGCCGGUCUGAGGAUGUUGCUGAGGUAAAUUCGAGGCUAAUGCUGUUUUGCUUUGCUUUGUCCUCUCCAUUUAUAAUCCUAAGUUUGACCGCUCUUUGAGACGGUGCCCGAUCGUUGUGCCCUUCGGUGCCCACAUCGAGCUCAACCAUGGGAUUUUCGCUGGUCCCCCAAAACGCUCGUGAACUGUGGAAGGAGUGGGAGCUGCGGGUGCUCGUCCUCCUCAGCUUGUUCCUCCAAUUGACCCUCGCGACUCAGGGCAGCCGGAGGAGAUCCAUGUACAAGUACUGGAUCCAAGUCGUGGUCUGGACGACAUACCUAUCGGCUGACUCCAUCGCGACCCUCACGCUCGGCGUCCUCUCGAACCGUCUAGCCAACAUCAAGGAAGCGAAGGGGAUGAUCGAUCCGAAGAGCCAGAUCACAGCGUUCUGGGCACCGUUCCUUCUCCUCCACUUGGGCGGUCCCGACACAAUCACCGCAUAUGCCCUGGAGGACAAUGAGCUAUGGCUGAGGCAGUUGGCACGGCUUUGCGUCCAGGUAGGACUAGCUUGUUACAUUUACUUCAUGGCCUUGUCGGGGACAACACUAUCGAUAUUAGCAGCUGGUAUGAGCCUGGUGGGGUUCAUCAAAUAUGCAGAGAGAACAUGGUGUCUGUACUUUGCAAGCGAAGGUCGACUUCGAGAUUCGAUGCUUUCGCUUCCCGAUUUUGGUCCCAUAUACCCCAGGAUAAUGGAGCAGUACACUCUGAAGAAAGAGGAGGGUUACCGAGUCGGCAUUGAUGAGGUCACGGAGGUUCUGGCUCCGGAGGAUCUCUCAGUUAACAGCAGUCAAGCCAUUGACGAAGAGAAAGCCACGACUCUGGUCAAAGCCUAUGAGUUGUUCAAGAUCUUCAAGCUUCUCUUCGUGGGCCUUAUCCUCAACUUUGGCGACCUGGAGGCCAGUAAGCGCAUGUUCAUGAACCGAAACAUGGAUUCCACGAUGGCUUUUGGGAUCGUGGAGAUCGAGCUCGGGUUCAUGUACGAUCUGCUCUACACCAAGGCACUGUUGCUGAACCGUGCUUGGGGCACCAUUCGUUGGGUCAUUAACCUCUCGGUGCCGUGUGCCGUGCUGGUAUUCUUCUCCUUACAGGAUAGGAAGGAUUACCCCAAAGUUGACGUCUGUAUCACCUUCUUGCUGAUCUGCCCGAGCAAAAGAUGGUCGAAUUCCGUGGCCCAGUUCAGCCUCUUGGGAUUAUCUAUCAGGAAAAGAAACAGGAUCUUCCACAAGUGUCCGAGGCUCGCAAAGUUAAAUGAGAAGUUGGAGAAGAACUUCCACAUCGAUUACAAAGUGUUCAAGACCAACAUGAAAGAAUGGAUCUUAGGUCACAUGAGGGAUACGGUCGAUUAUCUGGCACAGAACAGAUCGAACGGCGGGUUGACGAGUCUUAAGAUGGAGGCUAGCGAUGUACUGAAGACGUCAAAUAACGUUCACCUGAACUGGAGUGUGAAAGAGAUAGAGUUCGACCAGAGCGUCCUCAUCUGGCACAUAGCCACUGAGCUCUGCCACUACAAUGACCAUGACAAGAGGCAGAACCAUAGCUCGGAAGACGUCACGAACUACAAGAUGAGUAAGUUGGUCUCUCGGUACAUGCUCUAUCUUUUAGUACUGCAUCCUUCUAUGUUGCCAACAGGGAUAGGGGUGCUCCGAUAUGAAGAUACUUCGGUCGACGCUCAGAAGUUCUUUGAGGACAAGCUAGCGGUAUUGUCAAAGAAAGAAACCAUCACCAUCUCAUCGAUUGUCAAGAAGUGGGUGAUGAAUUUAUUCAAGAAAGAGGAACAUGUCCACACCAACGUCAAAAGCUGCAACAAGGCGCACAAGUCAACAGAGUCCCGCGAUCUAUGCGAAGUCUGCCAUCAUCUGCUCCAAGUUGCAACUCAGCUGCCCGCCAAGAAAAUAAGCCGUGGCCAAAGCAGGUCGGUGCUGUUUGAUGCGUGCCAUCUCGCAUCCCAGUUGAACAAAAUCGAGUCGAGGGACUUCGGCAGGAAAUGGUACUUGAUCGGCAAGGUCUGGGCGAAGUUUCUGAUAUACGCGGCUAGCCAGAGCAAAGGCAACGAACACUCCGAGAGCCUGAGCAGAGGAGGAGAGCUGCUCAGCCAUGUUUGGCUUCUAAUGGCACAUCUCGGCGUAGCGGAGCCAGUGCAAACUUCCGAAGCACAGUGCAUUACCAAACUGAUCGUGAACUAGAACUUUCAGGUGGAAAGUGUUUCUUUGGUUAAUCUACUGUUGUUGUUUGAGUAGGAUAAAAGAAGUUAAGCUCAUCAUCUUGAGAUGGUGAGGGAGUUGUUUCCAUAUUUGAUGUGCUUGAGGAGUGGGGAAAUAAUGAAACUGUGUGUAUCAGUGGUUGUGAACC